CAAUUUACAAUUAUUCAGGCUGAGGAACCAUGGCUUCACAGACACAUCUUGUCACCGGCGGCAGCGGCUUUAUCGCCAUUCAUCUGGUCCAUCAGCUCCUACAGGCCGGAUAUGCGGUUCACACCACUGUACGCAACUUGAAGAAUGCUUCAAAAGUUCAGCCACUGCGAGGGUUGCAAGAGAAAUAUCCCAAAAAGCUUGAGCUCUUCGAAGCAGAUCUGCUACAGCCGGGUUCAUUUCAGGCUGCGAUGCAAGGUUGCUCGGUGGUUCAUCACGUUGCUUCCCCAUUCCUUAUGGCCGAGAAGAUCAAGGAUGGACAGAAGGAGAUGGUCGAGCCGGCCCUCCAGGGAACUCGAAAUGUGUUGAACAGCGUUAACCGCACGGAGAGUGUUGAAAGAGUUGUUUUGACAUCGACCAUUGGCGCAAUUUUUGGAGACUACAUCGAUGUCAGAAGUAUGAAGGACAACAUCCUGCAUGAAAGCUACUUCAACGAAUCAAGCUCUGCUACUCACAACCCAUACCACUAUUCCAAAGUCGUUGCCGAAAAGGAAGCCUGGAAGAUCCAGAAGAGUCAAUCACGCUGGGAUAUGGUUGCUAUCUGCCCGGGACUAGUUCUGGGACCGUCUCUAACAACUGGAUCCGAUUCUGGGAGUCUCUUCUUGCUAGACGAGCUGUUCAGCGGACAGCUUUGGUUUGGCGUUCCCGACUUGAGCUUCUGCACCGUUGAUGUGAGGGAGGUCGUCACAGCGCAUAUUAAGGCGGCAGAGGUUGCAUCUGCAAGCGGGAGAUAUAUUAUCUGCCACAAGGAGAUGACGACAUUCCUCGACAUUUCCAACGACGUUAGAUCGCAUGCCAAAUCAUGGACCCUUCCCCGCCACGAACUGCCGAAUAUCCUCGUGCGAGUGGUGGGCCCUCUGUUCGGUUUGACGCGGAAAUGGAUUCGCGCCAAUCUUGGGGUCAGGUUCUCUGUCGAGAAUAAAAGGGGAAUUAAGGAGCUUGGUGUAUCGUAUCGUCCACUGACCGAGACAUUAGACGAUCACUAUAAGUCAUGGGUUGCUCAGAAAGGAAAGUAGAUGACCGUGAUAAAGAAGAAGGGGAAGUGAGUGUUAAG
Molecule: messenger RNA, 1111 nt
Organism: Ilyonectria robusta
Lineage: Eukaryota; Fungi; Ascomycota; Sordariomycetes; Hypocreales; Nectriaceae
Product: NAD dependent epimerase/dehydratase
Exons: 2
Coding region: 30-1073 (347 amino acids)
Molecular function (GO): oxidoreductase activity, acting on the CH-OH group of donors, NAD or NADP as acceptor
Source: RefSeq, a predicted model, not a curated record